CGAAGUUUCAUACUAUAAUAUGUCUACUAUGACUACUUCGAAAUGUAGUGUGUUCCCAACGGUAGAAAAAUGUUCAUCAACAGGACGAGAAAAACAUACGGUGGUAGCCGCCAUGGACGGGACAUUACUAAGAGGGCGAAGCUCUUUCCCUUACUUUGCUCUAAUCGCUUUCGAAGUGGGCGGGGUUUUGAGGCUUCUCUUCUUGCUUUUCGCUGCGCCAUUAGCUGGAUUUCUCUACUACUUCCUGUCCGAGUCGGCUGGAAUCCAAGUCCUCAUAUUCGUCACUUUCGCCGGAAUGAAAGUCUCUGAUAUCGAGUGGGCCGGUAGAGCUGUACUGCCAAAGUUUUACUCGUCGGAUGUUCACCCGGAGUCGUGGCGAGUUUUCUCUUCGUGCGGGAAACGGUGCGUUUUGACUGCAAAUCCCAGAGUCAUGGUGGAAGCUUUUUUGAAGGAAUUUCUUGAAGCUGACAUGGUUUUGGGGACUGAGAUAGAGAGUUAUAAGGGAAGAGCAACUGGGUUUGUUCGGCCGCCGGGAGUACUUGUUGGGAAGAAUGAGGCUGAUGCUCUGAAGAAAGCUUUUGAUUUUGAGACUAAUAGGCCUGACGUUGGGCUUGGUGAUCGACUCACCGAUGUUCCGUACAUGUCACUAUGCAAGGAGGGUUACAUGGUGGCAGCCAAGAGAGACGUGAAAGCCGUGAGAAUCCCCAAACCGGUCAUCUUCCACGACGGUCGACUUGCCUGCAAGCCCACGCCACUCGUGGCUCUCCUAAUAGUCUUAUGGAUCCCAAUAGGCUUUGUCCUUGCCUGCUUGCGAAUCUUCGUUGGCUUCCUCCUCCCCAUGCACCUCCUCUACUACUCUUCUUGGGCCCUCGGCGUCCGCAUCAUCGUCAAGGGAACUCCUCCUCCACUAGUCAACAAAUCUAACAUCCUCUUCGUUUGCUCACACAAGACCCUCCUAGACCCGGUAUUCCUUUCCAUAGCCUUGGGCAGGCCAAUCACCGCCGUGGUGUACUCACUCUCGCGGUUGUCUGAGAUCAUCUCACCCCUGAAGACCGUCCGUCUAACCCGGGACAGAGUUAGGGACGGUUCCAAGAUCAAGAAACUCCUCCAAGAAGGUGACUUGGCCAUUUGCCCCGAGGGAACAACAUGUCGUGAGCCGUUCCUUCUCAGAUUCUCGGCGCUUUUUGCCGAGCUGACGGACCAGCUGGUUCCGGUGGCUAUGGUGAAUCAGAUGAGCAUGUUUCAUGGGACCACAGCAAGGGGAUGGAAAGGGAUGGACCCAUUUUACUUCUACAUGAACCCGAGCCCGGCUUAUGAGGUGACCUUCUUGAAUAAGUUGUCGCAGGAGUUGACUUGUGGCUCAGGAAAAUCAAGCCAUGAGGUGGCCAAUUACAUACAAAGAAGCAUUGCCUCCACUCUUUGUUAUGAGUGCACUAGUCUUACACGGAAACACAAGUACCAAGCUCUUGCAGGAAAUGACGGAAUUGUGCCUGUGACUGAGAAACCUUUUCUCCAACGGGCUGCUAAUACAAUUUCUUUUGUUUACUUUUAA
Molecule: messenger RNA, 1552 nt
Organism: Humulus lupulus (European hop)
Lineage: Eukaryota; Viridiplantae; Streptophyta; Magnoliopsida; Rosales; Cannabaceae
Product: glycerol-3-phosphate acyltransferase RAM2-like
Exons: 2
Coding region: 20-1552 (510 amino acids)
Biological process (GO): cutin biosynthetic process
Cellular component (GO): membrane
Molecular function (GO): glycerol-3-phosphate 2-O-acyltransferase activity; phosphatase activity
Source: RefSeq, a predicted model, not a curated record